Molecule: messenger RNA, 961 nt
Organism: Coffea arabica (coffee)
Lineage: Eukaryota; Viridiplantae; Streptophyta; Magnoliopsida; Gentianales; Rubiaceae
Product: floral homeotic protein PMADS 2
Biological process (GO): positive regulation of transcription by RNA polymerase II
Cellular component (GO): nucleus
Molecular function (GO): protein dimerization activity; RNA polymerase II transcription regulatory region sequence-specific DNA binding; DNA-binding transcription factor activity
Source: RefSeq, a predicted model, not a curated record
AGAACUUAAGAAGAAGGUCUUGGUUUCCAAGGUGUGAAAUAAAUUAAAAAAAAAAAGAUGGGGAGAGGUAAGAUUGAGAUCAAGAGGAUUGAGAACACAAACAACAGGCAUGUGACUUACUCAAAGAGAAAAACUGGGAUCAUGAAGAAGGCUAAGGAGAUCACAGUUCUUUGUGAUGCUAAGGUUUCCCUCAUCAUCUUCGGUACUUCUGGAAAGAUGCAUGAAUAUAUAAGUCCUUCAACAAAUUUGGUUGAAAUGUUGGAUGCUUACCAGAGGUCUACUGGAAAGAAGCUGUGGGAUGCUAAGCAUGAGAAUUUAAGCAAUGAAAUUGAUAGAGUUAAGAAAGAGAACGACAGCAUGCAGAUUGAGCUCAGGCACCUAAAGGGGGAAGACAUCACAUCUUUGAAUUACAAAGAGCUCAUGGUUUUAGAAGAUGCCCUAGAAAAUGGGCUUGCAGGUUUACGCAACAAACAGAGUGAGAUCAUCAAGAUGAUCAGGAAAACUGGGGAAAUGCUGGAGGAGGAGAAUAAGCAGCUUCAAUACAUAUGGCACCAACAAGAGAUGGCAAAUAUGAAGGGUGCUAUUGGUGAGAGGGAUGAUGUUUAUCAAAGGGUCAGAGACUACCCAUCCCAGAUGCCUUUUGCCUUCCGGGUGCAGCCAAUGCAGCCAAAUCUUCAUGAGAGGAUUUAGAGCUCUACCAAAAAACAAAAGCAUUUUAGCUAAGCUUUGCUGCUUGAAAUGCAAGUUCUUAAGAUUUCAGAAGUCUCCUUUGAGUAAAAGCUUGUAAUAAAGCAAACUUUGAUAGUGCUAUGAGACUAUAUGUUGGAUAGCUGUAUCUAUCUAUGCAUGUGAUUUUAUGUUGUUCUUUGUUUGUGUUUGUCUUUCUUUUUUUCAUUGUUUUUCAUCUUUUGAAUCUGAAUGGCAUGUGUGUGGGCACUUUUGACUUGCCUUCUCUAAUAUU